Molecule: messenger RNA, 2083 nt
Organism: Salarias fasciatus (jewelled blenny)
Lineage: Eukaryota; Metazoa; Chordata; Actinopteri; Blenniiformes; Blenniidae
Gene: foxf2b
Product: forkhead box F2b
Exons: 2
Coding region: 514-1665 (383 amino acids)
Biological process (GO): regulation of transcription by RNA polymerase II; animal organ morphogenesis
Cellular component (GO): nucleus
Molecular function (GO): DNA-binding transcription factor activity, RNA polymerase II-specific; RNA polymerase II cis-regulatory region sequence-specific DNA binding
Source: RefSeq, a predicted model, not a curated record
GAAAGGGGUGGGGGGUGUUCGCGCAGAGGGAAGAAAGAUUUAUGAAAUGAUAGGUGGUCGGGCUUUGUUUGGCUGGACUGUUGCGCGCAAUAAGCUGAAGGGGUUUUCGCGUUUCCUCCACUUGAGGGAUUAUUAAAGCGCUGGAUGGCCACCCGGCGCGUCACACAGCGCCACUUAGCGCCGCUGUGACACCCAGCGGAGCCCCUCGAGUCUAGCUGCAGCUUCGGACACUCAGUCUCCAGUGGAUAACCAGCUCCCACCCACCCCGCUCUCUCUUCCUCUAUCUGUCAGUGCGUGCCCGCCGUAUGCGUCAAAGGAGCAUCGUGCGUAACGGGAGAGCUGUGCGUAACUGGAGACAGACUCCUCUCCAUUUUGCGCCGCGGUUCUGGGCACCAGCGGCGGUCUGUAGCAGCGCUCACUCACAAGAACACUGAUCGCCGGAGCCCGACGUGUUCGCGACAUCUUCCCUCCCUCCCUCUCCGCUCUCCACGCCAGUUGUGCGUCAGAGCUGACAUGACCACCGAGACCCCUCAGCAGCAGCUGGACCCUCCGCCUCCUCUGAGAUCCAGCCCGGCGUCCGGCGUCCUCCACCCCGCCAUGCUGAGCCCGCAAGCCGCCACAGAGAGUUCGUCCACUGCCGUGAAGGGAAAGAAGACCAGCUCCGGUUUAAGGAGACCGGAAAAGCCUCCGUACUCCUACAUCGCUCUGAUAGUUAUGGCCAUCCAGAGCUCCCCCACCAAGCGGCUGACACUCAGUGAGAUCUACCAGUUUCUGCAGGCUCGCUUCCCGUUCUUCAGGGGUUCUUAUCAGGGCUGGAAGAACUCAGUGCGACACAACCUCUCGCUGAACGAGUGCUUCAUCAAGCUGCCCAAAGGGCUGGGCCGGCCUGGGAAAGGCCACUACUGGACCAUCGACCCUGGCAGCGAGUUCAUGUUCGAGGAGGGCUCCUUCCGUCGCAGACCCAGAGGCUUCAGGAGAAAGUGUCAGGCUCUGAAGCCCAUGUAUCGCAUGAUGAACGGCAUAGGCUUCGGCACCUCGAUCCUCCCGCAGAGCUUCGACUUCCAGGCUCCGUCGGCCACCCUGGCCUGCCACAGCAACAGCUACAACUUGGACAUGAUGAGCAACUCGAUGGCCGGGGGUUACGAGGGGCUGAGCGGCGGUCACCACGUCCCCCACAUGUCUCCCAGCCCCGGAUCCACGUACAUGGCGAGCUGCCCGGUGCCUCCGAGCGGGGAGUACGGGCCGGACAGCAGCAGCAGCCCGGUGCCCUCCUCUCCGGCCAUGGCCAGCGCGCUGGACGGUCACUCUCCGUACGCCAGUACGUCCGCGCACUGGGCGUCCUCCGGCGGGUCCCCGUACAUCAAACAGCAGCCCCUGGCCUCCAGCAGCCCGGCAUCCUCGGGCUUGCACUCCGGCAUGUCACCUUACUCCUUGGAGCAGAGUUACCUUCACCAGAAUGGCAGGGACAGCCACUCCAGCGACCUAUCAGUGGGCAUCCCUCGCUAUCAGAGCCACUCGUCGGUGUGCGACAGGAAGGAUUUUGUGUUGAACUUUAACGGCAUCUCCUCGUUCCACCCCUCGGCCGGCGGAUCCUACUACCACCACCACCACCACCACCACCACCCGCAGAGCGUGUGUCAGGACAUCAAACCCUGCGUAAUGUGAGCGCUGCUGCAGGACUUCUCCUUUCCUUUUUUGAAGGAUUUCUACCAGGAUUUGCCUCCUUCACGCAACCAAAGUAUAUUUUAUAUUCAUUUUGUUAUUUUGUUGUUUGUUUGUUUUUUUCUCCGUUGGACAUGAAGAAAUCUAUGCAUUGAAGAAAAUGAAUGAAGAAACCCAAGGAGCCUUUUUUUUGUAGAAAAACCACUUUGCCUUCAUGAAGAAGCCUUCUUUUAAAGAAAGUGUUUGCCCUUGUAAGACGUGCAAACUAAUUAUAUCCCAUGUAACUAUGCUCUAUUUUAUUAGACACACACAAUGCUUUAGGCUUUCAUGAGCUGCAAAGAAACUUGCACUUAUUGUAUAAUCCUUUGCCAUUUAAAGAAUUGUCUUGUAAAAGGUUUCAAUAAAGCUGUAUUAUAUUUUA